Molecule: messenger RNA, 2577 nt
Organism: Postia placenta MAD-698-R-SB12
Lineage: Eukaryota; Fungi; Basidiomycota; Agaricomycetes; Polyporales; Adustoporiaceae
Product: glycoside hydrolase family 47 protein
Exons: 15
Coding region: 1-2577 (858 amino acids)
Biological process (GO): endoplasmic reticulum mannose trimming; mannose trimming involved in glycoprotein ERAD pathway; carbohydrate metabolic process
Cellular component (GO): endoplasmic reticulum; membrane
Molecular function (GO): mannosyl-oligosaccharide 1,2-alpha-mannosidase activity; calcium ion binding
Source: RefSeq, a predicted model, not a curated record
AUGAAGUGGCCGACGUAUUGGCCGAGAGUUAUUUUAUCGCUACUGGUCGUUGGCCUAGAGUGUCACAAAUGGACACACGAGCAUAGCUCACCGCUGGUAGAGGCCGCUGAGUGGACAACGUCCAGAAAACUCGAAGUGAGUCAAGGUUACGCCAGGGACCAAGUCCGUUCUCUCUGGUACCACGGCUUUGACAGUUAUAUGAGCUAUGGUAGAGGGCCUGACUGGCAAAACCCAGCAAACAUUGCCACCAACGAUGUCGCCGGCAACUUCUCUGUAACUCUGAUCGAUGCCCUCGACACAUUGGUGAUUCUAAACGAUCGUCCAGGGUUCGAGACGGCCGUGCGCAACGUCAUCGACUGGGUAUCGUUCGAUGUCGAUACUAAACCUCAGGUCUUCGAGACCACCAUCAGAGUACUAGGAGGACUAUUAUCUGGACAUCUAUACGCAAGCCAAACAGAUGGGCCAUUCCAUCUGCCUUGGUACCGCAGCGAGCUGCUCGAUAUGGCACACGACCUUGGUGAAAGGCUACUUCCUGCUUUCAAUACACCAACUGGCAUGCCGCACGCGAGGAUAAAUCUCAAACAUGGACUCUUGAGAACCGAUGCCCUGGACUCAUGUACCGCUGGGGCGGGCUCACUCAUUCUCGAAUUUGGCACCCUAAGUCGACUCACUGGAGACUCGCGCUUUGAGAAAGCUGCUAUCAAGGCAUUUUUUGCCAUUUGGAAUCGUAAAUCCGACAUUGGUCUAGUCGGGAACACGAUCAAUACAUGGACAGGGAAAUGGUUACAACCGGAAGUCAGCAGUAUAGGGGCGGGCAUUGAUUCCUUUUUCGAGUACGCACUUAAGUGGUACGUCAUGAGCGGUGAGGUAGAAUUCCUCGACGUCUGGCAGGAAGCAUAUGCUGCUGUCAUGCGCUAUUCACGAGCCCCGGAUGGGUUUUGGGGCGACCAAAUGUACGGUACUUUCGAUUCAUUGUCAGCCUUCUGGCCUGGCCUACAGGUCCUGGCAGGCGAUCUCGAGAAUGCCAUCAAGUCUCACAUGACUUACUGGAAUAUCUGGAGAGGUCAUUCUGGGCUUCCAGAGAUAUGGGACAUGAACUUUCGACAAGGAACGUCGAUGCAGUACCCGCUACGACCAGAGUUCGUCGAGUCGACUUGGUAUUUGUACCGUGCUACUCAUGAUCCAUUCUAUCUGGAUGUUGGGGGUCGCAUUCUGUACGAUAUUACCACCCGCGCCAAGGUCAAAUGUGGCCUCGCCAGCAUCAAGGAUCUCCGCACAAAUGCUCAAGAAGAUCGCAUGGAGUCAUUUGUGCUAUCAGAAACACUCAAGUAUCUGUACCUUCUUUUCGACGAGGCGAACCCGAUCCAUGCCGACGACUCAAACCACAUCAUGACAACGGAAGGACAUGUCUUAUGGCUGGACCAGAACUACCUUAGACCGAUCUCAUCCGUGCGGCGUAAACUACGCGGAGCGGAACAGCAUCAAUGUCCCGCAUAUGAGCUGCCCCUCGUCGCAUACGAUAAUGCACAAGGCGAGACAGGACUGACAGCUGGUAUCCGUGCGCGUGCCGACACGGAGUACAUUCGCCAACUAAUCGGCGUGCGGCCAUCUGAUCUGGACACGAAGCGAUCGUUCCCGAGCGGUUGGUGUGAAAUCCCGAGAGUCAAUCUCUUCUCAUACGACUUCAUUCUGUCAGCAGGAGGGCAAUACGUACCAGAGGACUUCGAUCCUAGUCCUGACAAGCUCGCACCCGUGCGCGACGGUUACAUCCUGUACAACAUCUCGGGAAUACGUGCACAUAUUGUCAACCGCUUGGAUGGCAAGGGCUAUGACUUAACCAAACUCGGGCCAUAUGCUGUUAAAACGGGUCAAUUGGUCUACGUGAGUGAUCCCGACCUAGGCGUGACACCGGUGGAUGCAAAGGCGGGUAGCAGCUCGCGAAUACCAGACGUAGACUUGCGGUUCUACGUGGACCACGUGGACCCCUUGUCCCAUCUUCGACCUGGGAUGCACGAGAUGACUACCGAGGUCUUCGUGACUGCGUCGACUGCCCUCUUUGGUGGUGACCCUACAGUUCCUCCUCCCGUCCCCGGCCAGCCUCCACUGAAGUUCGGGCAUGGAGAAGGCGUGCGCGUCACGCGAGAGCCAACAAACUCGUACGGCUGUCUUCCGUACUCACGUGUUUUCGAAGGCGAUGCAGUCCUCGUACAGCGAGGGAAGUGCACAUUCCUCGAAAAGCUGGUAGGGGCGCGGACGGCAGGAGCCUCAGGUGUCGUGGUGGUCAGCGACGAAGAACUCAUGAUCAACCCUUCGGCUGGUGCGGAGGAGCUAGCCGGCUUCGAAAGCACCAUCAAGGAUGCCGUUGUAGUCGUCCUUAAGCACUCCGCUGGCGAGGCUGUCACCAAUAUGCUUGAUGCGGCGGAGCAGAUGGGAUUCGGGCAUGUGAUGGUGGCGGUGGAACCAGAGGCACAGCCGGCGACGAACGAUAGAGGAGAGCUCAAGAACGCGUCUAGGGACAUGAACCGCGUUUUGUAUCUUAACGGACAUCCACUGUUGAAUACAAGAUUAAUGGUGUGA